CUUGUAUGCGUUUUCAGUUUUCAUGUGUAAUUGUGGUAUUUGUUUUGAAGACGGACGCCAUAAACCUGCCGCUGAGUUUAAAAGAGGGGGGGAAAAAGCGAAAAGUGCCGGGGUAAUGAAUGGCAUCAAGCAGUACAAAGUGAGACAGAGAAAGGGUAGGCCUUGUCUUGAGAGAUUUUCUGCUCCUGUAGCACAGAGAGCGUGAUGUCAGCGGUGGCAGUACUGUUGUAAUUGACUUGGUGGGGGUGAUGGCGUCAUUUUAUGCCCUGGUGUAGCCUCCUGCUCCAAUAUCGAAGGGGAGACGGAUCUUUGGCCGACGCGACCGUGGCUCCCUUGGCCGGGAUCGAGCACCGCCGAGCCGGACAACUCACCCCGGGAAACAUGGAGGCUGUGGCCGAGGAGCUGCGGGCCGGCUCUCGGGUACCUGUCACUAUCGAUCAAAUAGUUAACGAUACACUGGUGGUGACGCUGACCUAUCGAGAAAGGAUCUACACGGGGAUUUUACUCGAUUGCAACAAAAAGACCGGGCUAUUUUGUCUACCAGACUUCACAACAAAACUCGGGGACUGCCAAGAAUCUAAACCUGCUUCUGAAAUCCAAGAAGUUCUGAGCGAGGACUCGGUUUCCAAAUCUCCCAGCCAGGUUUCACACAGACCAAAGGAUGAAAACACUCUCCCUGAAAGCAGCAUACCUACACCUCCUCUACCCUGCCCCGUUCCCACACCAGUGCCAGCUGGACAGACUCCUUAUCCUCCUUAUUUUGAAGGAGCCCCCUUCCCCCAGCCCUUAUGGGUCCGCCACACCUACAGCCAAUGGGUACCUCAACCCCCUCCACGACCAAUCAAGAGAAAGAAGAGGCGAACGCGAGAGCCCGGCCGUAUGACCAUAAGUACUAUCCGUCUGCGGCCUCGGCAGGUACUGUGUGAAAAGUGCAAGAACACGCUAAAUAGUGACGAGGACAGCAAAGAUGGCAUGAGCAACACCAAGACCUCUAGAAAAGAAAAUUCACUACAAAGUGACGAUGACGGCUACGACAAGGAUACUCCUAAUAAGUUGUCAAGAAAAGAGGACACAGUCACAGCCAAGGACACUAAAAGACGGGAAAAUGGCACCAGCCUUGAUAGUAAGCGUCUCAGAAAGGACAAAAGGUGCGAGGCUGAUGGGGAGAAGUACCCUGGAACUGAUGUCAUUCCACACAGUCCCGUCAUAAAGAUCUCCUACAGCACUCCACAGGGCAAGGGGGAGGUUAUGAAGAUCCCGGCGCGAGUCCACGGUUCAGUCAAACCAUUCUGCCCCAAACAGCUGGUGCAGAAUGGCGUGGGGGAAAACGACAAGGCAACUUCUGAUGCCACCAAGGAACAGCGGCACAUUCUAGAUGCCACAAGGUCUGGCCUCACUGUGUCCAUUCCCAAACUCAAACUAACAAGACCUUUUGCAAAUGUAGGUCAGGACACACCUUCUCCAAAGAUCCGUUUGAGACCCCCUCAGAGGGACACUGAGGAGAGCGUGGUCGAGUAUGAUGCGGAACUUCUUGGAGGCACCAGGAGACGGAGCCCUAGGGGGCCCGGGCCGUGUCUCCCGCACUCCGAAGACUCAGGAGAAGGCAAGAACUCUCUGGAAUUGUGGUCAGGGAGUUCAGGUGAGGAGGCGGAUCGCGGCCACAGCGACCUCACCCUUCUCAUUAACUUCCGUAAGCGUAAAGCAGAUUCUUCUAGUUUGUCGGUGUGCAGUAGCGACAGCCUGGACGAGUCAAAGUCCUUCAGCUCGGACGGCACCUCACCAGAGCUGUGCGAUCUGGCGCCUGGUGAAGACCUCUCUGUAACCUCAUCUUCUGUACCUUCACGGGACGACUGCAAGACGGUGCCGCCUCUCACAGUGCGGCUUCACACCCGCAGCAUGACAAAGUGUGUGACAGAAGAAGGUCACGCCAUAGCGGUGGGUGACAUCGUGUGGGGGAAAAUCCACGGCUUCCCCUGGUGGCCCGCACGCGUCCUGAGCAUCAGCGGCACUCGCAAGCAGGAGACAGCCAGUUGCGAGGCCCAGUGGCCCCAAGCCAAGGUGGCGUGGUUCGGUUCACCCACAACCUCCCAGCUUUCUGUUGCCAAACUGUCGCCCUUCAGAGAGCUCUUCAGGUCCCGCUUCAACCGGAAGAAGAAAGGGAUGUACCGGAGAGCUAUCCUGGAGGCAGCCAAGGCCGUGGGUCACAUGAGCCCGGAGAUUACGUCACUGCUUUCUCACUGCGACACGUAGCUUUGCUUUUGGAUAGAUUCCUGGACCCUGCAGAGGUUGCACAGCUGGUCCAGCUCCUCCAGGAUAGCAAAUCAAUACGUGCCACUGCCAGAAGGUUUGCUGUGUUUCCAAGCACAGUCUGAAGAACAUGGAGGAGAUUCCAGGAGACAGUUACUCUAGGAGAGCUGGACAGGGCCAUGGAAGGUCUUUAACCCAUCAGCAGGACUCGUAUCUGCUCCUUUGUGCAAGGACGAACAGGAUGAGCCCUGCCAGAGCUACAAAAUGACCUCCAGCAGGUCACUGGUGUGAAUGUUUCUGACCAAACAAUCAAAAAGAGACUUCACGAGGAUGGCCUGAGGGUUAUCCUCACUGCCCAGCACCGUAGAGCCCAGCUGGCAUUUGCAAUAGAAUACCAGUAUCAGCAGGUCCAUCACCGCUGUGCUGUGCUUUUCACAGAUGAGAUCAGGUUCACCCUGAGCACGUGCGACAGACGUGAAGGGGUCUGGAGAAGCCAAAGAUAAUGUUAGAACAUCACGGUUCAUUGUUGGGUCAGAGAGACACACAGACCUCUGAAGGUUACAAUGAACUAGUCCGCUGGAUCAUUUUUUCACUUUAAAUUCAGCCCUCUCUCAGUUGAUCACUUUCAUUCCCAUCAAAUGAUGUGGCAUCUUUUGUUCCUAGCACAAUAUCCAUAUCAGAAUAGUUGUCCAGUGUGAUUCCCCUCCAAAGAGAUCUGAUGUGUUUACAAAGUGUUCCUUUAAUAAUUUUGAGCAAACAACAUUUUAAAGAAAGCUGAUAUACUGUGUAAUAUUUAAAUAAAACAAUAGUGAGGUUAUUCACAAAUCUUUCACACAAUAUAUAACUGGAAAAAAGUGAAAAAACUGGGACAUUAUAUUCGACAAGGGUUCAAUGAUGCUGUUGUUUUUAAAGUAGGUUUAUCAGUUGUUCCCUGAUUUCAGCUGCUCUUGAAGUCCUCCGUUUUUGAUAUUGUUCACAUCAUAAUGUGACAAAUAUAUAUGAAUAAUGACAGGUUUGCACUGCAAUCCAGAUUAGCACCUGAGGUCGUGCUGUUCAGAAUGCCCGAGGGCCUGAAGAUCACAGCUGUUAGUUAAAUGUUCAGCCUCGUCUCUUGCAUACAGAGACGGCUCUGUUUAAAGGUUGGAUUACAAAUAUCAUCAGUGUUGGAAGAUAAUCAGACCUCAUGUGGAUUCGUGCUCUUUUCCCCUAUAUAGCCUGCUUAACAGUGAACGACAGAAUCAUUUGGAAUCGGGGGGAAGUCUCCCACACCUUGUAAAGAGCCUUGAUCUCUACCGCCAUCUGCUGGGAGUAGACAAGAAUGCAAGCAUCAGCUUUGUUUUAAGCCUGUGUACCUCUUGCCUUACCUUUCCCGAUAUUACCUGUGGUAAUAUAAUGGACAGUUUCAGCUCCUCCUUUCAAUGCCCAGUUGUGCAACGAGGGGCAGCCCAAAGUACAUUUGCAAUUUCCAUUUCUGCUGAAUAGUUUACAUUAGCAACCUUUUCACACAAGCAACUCCCAAAAUGUCCUUGGAAAGCAAACACCUGUUGGUCACAGCGUGGAAGUGUGAUCUUUUCCAGUUGGGCCGAGGCCACCGGUUGAUGUCAAUUAAGCCCCGCUCUGCCGGGACAUUUACAUAAGGCUCUGGAGAGCAGCACAGAGCAUGGUUUGUUUCCCGUUUUGGCAGCAGCCGUUUCCUAGGAACACACAGGCCUGUUUUCAGCACCUUCAGGAGCUUUGUGUUUGACAAGCAGCAUAAAAAAAAGGGCCUAAUCCCAGCGGUUUAUAUUUAGUACAGUUGUCUCAUUACAAGUCUGAAUCACGGGGUUGUUUGCUUGACAUAUUGCCAAUUUUAGUUUGAAUUAAUGCUGGAAUGAGUAAGAAAGGUGAACUUGGCCCUGAGAGCAACCCCCUCUGUGUUUUGGAUGGGCUGCUGUUGCUAAACGGCAGUUGUUUUAGUGAGGUGAAUGGCCCCGAGCCUGUGACGCAGAAGUACUUAUGAGUAGACACUAUUUAGGGAGGGGAGAAAAGCAUGCCUCUAACACGGCGGCUUUGUGACAUAAGCCAUCAUCACAAUUAUGAUGUUACGAGUAAAAGCGAGGCGUGAGAUGACACCGUGAAACUUACUACGUGACAUAUUUCGCCCUGUUGAGGAAUAUCAAAGAUCUGGUUUGGCAAGUGCUUCCAGCUUGGCCGGGAGAAGAGAAGAGAUUCAGUUUCAUGUUUGAUCUUUCAUCAAGGGUAAAAAGAUCACUCGAAAAUAUUUAUUGGUUUCUUCAAUAACAAAUGGUUUCCGAAGGCUCGUGCAGAGAGAUCGCCUGGAAAAUGAUCAUUUAAAGCCCCAUUAUGUCCAUUUUGGCCAAACAUACAAAGACAAUGCUGUGAUAUCAUCCUGUGGUGAACAUGUUGGUAAACCUUUUAUUGCCAUAUAACUUCAGCUCGUUAUGCACUCUCCUUUGAGCUCUGUUUUGGUCUCCUCCAGUUCUCAAAGAGCAUGUCUGGUUGCUGCUAGCAGUUUUGGGGACUAUUGCGAGGUCACUUGGAACUAUUUACUUCAAAGACAUUUUGGUUUUUUUUCCAGUUUCCAGCUAAUAGAUGAUGAAAUAACUGGUAAGUGGUUGAUAAUGCAAUUCCACUUCUUGUUUUUGUCUCACUUUCUUGUAAUCACGUUUCACAGCCUUGAUGUAUCUUAGCACGUGGCGGCACGGCGGUGCUGUGGUUAGCACUGUUACCUCACAGUUUGAAUCCACCAUCAGGACGGCAGCCUUUCUGUCUGGAGACUGCCUUGGCUCUCCCUGGGUACUCCAGCUUCUCACUACAGUCCAGAGACAUGCAGUUAGUGGGGUUAGAUUAACUGGCGUUUCUAAUUUGGCUGUAGGGGUCAAAUGUUGUUUUUGUGUGUUAGCCCAGCGACACCCUGCCUCUUUAUGAUGCUGAACUGGAUAAACAGAAUGAAAUGGGUGGACUGACAUUUCUCUGCUGUAUGGAGGACCCCUAUAUUUCCAUAGUUUUGACCACUUAACCUAUACUUGGGUCUAGACCAAUCACAGUAAGGCUACAUCACCUUGAGUUCCUUUGGCUCUAAGUGUGGAGUCCUUGUUCUAACUCUCUGCAGUUAGUGUACACUUUGAUAAUCAAAACUUUGCCACUGCUGCAGAUGAAAUGCAGAUGUCAUGAGUACAAUGAGAGAAAUAAAACAGGAAGCAAAACCAAAACAACAGGAUGAAGGACACAAAAACGUCCUGCAGAGUGGAGACUACACUAUGUUCACUGAUUGCUACAAGCAGCACCUUUCAAAUAGCACAAAUAGUUUGAACCUCUGUUAAUAUGAAAUAUUAUGUUUCGAUUUUAAAGCUCUAAAAAGUUUAUAUCUCAGGACUCUUUUUUUAUCUGCUUUUCUGCCCUGAAGUAGCUACAAACCUUCUAAUACAGCUGCAUCUUUUCAGAAUACAUCUAUCUAGUUUGAAGCUACAUAUUUAGAAUCCAGAGCAAUGUGCCAGAGCAGGGAGACGUAUAUCAAUCAGUCCCGCUUUAAACUAAAAAUGAUUUAGGCCAUCUUUCAGGCCUCUUUCAGAAAAUAACUGACCUUUGUCCCAGCAGAAUAACAUGCUCCAAAUUAAUUGCUUAGGGAAGAUAAAUUGGUAUGGGGCGAUAUUAUAAUGCACCCACUGGGAGCUCCAAAAUAGGCUUCCUCGCAGUGGGAUCCACUCUGGCCAAGAGGAGGUGGAGAAAUAUGCCAGGGCACAGUCCAGGCAGGAUAUAAAAAAACCAGAAGAAAAAUAAAUUGAAAAAGCUAAUUUUAUGUACUGACCCAACUGAAAUAAUGUGAGAGGGUUACUUGAAGCCACCCCCAGCUAGCUUUUCUGCCCUGUAUGUUCUUAUGUUCAGAACGUGGCCGUGUUUUCCCCACAUUUCAGUCUAUUCACUUACUCACACUUGGCUUUACAAGUGAGGAUGUACAGGAUGAAAUGAGGGGGCACAAAUAAAACAAAUGAUAUAAGCUUUCAGAUGCUCCCUUAUUCACAGGGGGUCACCACAGCGGGUAGCUCCGCAUGUUUGAUUUGGCAGAUUCUCACGCCAGAUGACCUUUCUGACACAACUGGGAGGAAGAUCCAAGAAUCUGCUUAAUAUCAUGUGUUCUAUUUUAAUUAUAUGUACUUUCCCCAGUAAACACUCACUGGCCAUUUCAUUAGGUAUACCUAUUCAACUUCUUGUUAUUGCAAAUCUCCAAUCAGCCCAUUACAAAGCAAAUCAAGUCAUGUAGAGAUGGUCAAGAGAAGCUGCUGAAGUUCAAACGAGUAUCAGAAUGCUGAUUUAAGUGACUUUGAGCGCGCCAUGUUUGUUGGUAACAGAUGGGCUGGUAUGAGUAUUUCAGGAACUGCUGAUCUGGUGGGAUUUUCCCACACAAACAUCUGUAGAGUUUGCAGAGAAUAAUCAAAAAAUAUCCCAUGAGCAGCAGUUUUCUGGGUGAAAAUAACAACAAUAACUCAAAUAAGCAGCCAAACCACGCAGAAGAGCAUCUCAUAAUGCACAACAUGUCCAGCCUUUAAGCACAUGGCCUACAGCAGCCGAAGACCACAUACUGCUCCUGUCAGCUAAGAACAGGAAACUCGGGCUACAACUCGCGCAGACACAUCAAAAUUGGACAUGAAAAGAUUGAAACGUGGUUGCCUGGUUUGAUGAGUCUUGAUGAUGUCAGGGAUAUUUUCUUGGACCACUUUGGGCCCCUUUCUAGGGCUAGGCAUCACUUAAACACCACAGCCUACCUGUGUAUUACUGUUGACCAUGUCUAUCUCUAUAUGACCACGCUGUACUCAUCUUUUUAUACCUGCUUCCAGCAAGUUAAUGCACCAUAUCUCAAAACUUAGGUUAUCCCAAACUGGUCUCUUGAACCUGACAAUGAGUUCACAGCUCCACAGUCACCAGAUUUCUGCUAAAGCAAUCAAAUAAAGCUCCUGUGGGAGAUGGACAUCAUGGAUGUGUGCUGCUGUCACAUUAUGCUAUCACAUCAAUAUGGAGCAAAAUCUUAAGGAAUGUUUCCAACACAUUAUUGAAUCUACAUCACAAAGAUUUAAGGCGGUUGUAAAGUCAAAAGGAGGUCCAAUCCAGUACUAGCAACACCUAAUGAAUUAGUACAUAUUGGGAUAGGGUGCAAAGCUGUAUGGAACAAAAACAUGAUGACACAAUACAAUUAAAUGCUAAACUUUCUUUUCUACAUAAUAACAGUCAAAGAGUUAAAUGAUAGAAUCCAUCAGUAGGGUCUUUUGUCCCCUUGGGUAACUUUUUUCAUUAUGCAUGUAACUGAAUCCAUUGUGCAUUUUAGAAAUAUCAAUUAUUGCAAUUUUAAAGCUGCUUUGAUCAGUGUUUUUACAUUGUUGCUGUAUUUUUUCGCUCUCUCUGUGCCCUUAAUACUUAUUUUCAGCAGCACGCAGCUAUUUACACUGAAACGUCUGACAAACUCACUCUACUUUACCUACCCAGCACCACACAGCAGCCUGACAAAGUUAGGUAGUGAAUGCAAUCCAUUAAAACGUCAUUUAUUUAUUUUGCUCCAGUCACAGAUUACACCAAAGAGGAGUCAGUGUAGUCUUGUUGCUCUCUGAUUUAAACUCUUAUUGAUCUGGAUACAAGAGGCAAAGCAAAAAAAGAUCCUAUAUAUCCUGUCUGUGGUUGAAUUAUUUGUUAUUUAAGUACAGCUUACACACUGUUUACUAUCCUAGAAUAACAGAUAAUCAGUUGCCGUUUGACCCUGAUGUUAAACUGGAACUCUUUUGGCUUGUCAAGUGGCCAAACCAGGUGAGAUGAACUGGAAAGGUUGGAAUUCAUAGUUUGUUUUGUCUAUGAUGACACACAAUAAAAAAUACACAGACAAUAUACUUACGUCUGCCCAUUAAAGCAGAGAAUUUCCAGAUGAGGAAGGAACGUGGAUUCUAGGAAUUUCACAACCAUGUUUUGUUUAGUACAUCAAAAAGGUAGUAUGCACAGUAUGAAGUAUAUUUUUAUGAUGAGUUUCAGUGUGUUUUCAAUAGAAGAGGUUCAGGUAAUAGAGUUACAUUUUUAGUUUUGAUUUUUUUUUUUUUUCA
Molecule: messenger RNA, 8327 nt
Organism: Haplochromis burtoni (Burton's mouthbrooder)
Lineage: Eukaryota; Metazoa; Chordata; Actinopteri; Cichliformes; Cichlidae
Gene: pwwp2b
Product: PWWP domain containing 2B
Exons: 3
Coding region: 262-2250 (662 amino acids)
Cellular component (GO): nucleus; nucleoplasm
Source: RefSeq, a predicted model, not a curated record